Molecule: messenger RNA, 2700 nt
Organism: Purpureocillium takamizusanense
Lineage: Eukaryota; Fungi; Ascomycota; Sordariomycetes; Hypocreales; Ophiocordycipitaceae
Exons: 3
Coding region: 1-2700 (899 amino acids)
Biological process (GO): proteolysis
Cellular component (GO): membrane; cytosol; cell wall
Molecular function (GO): serine-type endopeptidase activity; tripeptidyl-peptidase activity
Source: RefSeq, a predicted model, not a curated record
AUGGUCCGCUGGUGGCGAUUCGCGCCGUUCCUGGCGGCGCUGUCGUCGGCCGCGCCCCCAGACUUCCAACCUUCCGGCAAGCGAUUUCUUCCCGGUGCAUACAUAUUCGAGCUAGAAGACGGCCAUGAUUCUUCUGCUUUAAUCGACCAUGUUGGCUCACUGGGUUCCGUUCGGAUGCACUACAACUAUAAGCUUUUCAAAGGGCUCUCGGUGCAACUUCACGAUACGGAAACUGCUCAUGAAACCCAAAUCAAGCUGGCAUCUAUUGCUAGUGUGAAGAAUUCGUGGCCAAUCCAGAUUUUUUCCGCACCGAAACUUGAGCACCCCCCUGGAUCAAUUUCGGCCAAGGGCGUUGGCAAACUUGAUCGUCGGGGCAACUCUACAGCCCCCGAUACUUUCUCAACACACGUCAUGACACAAGUCGACAAGCUGCACGCCAAAGGGUAUACCGGAAAGGGGGUGAAGAUUGCCAUUGUUGAUAGUGGUGUUGAUUACAAGCACGAGUCGUUGGGUGGAUGCUUCGGCAAAGGUUGCCUCUUCUCAUUCGGCUAUGACUUGACUGGCGAUGACUACAACGGCUUCAACACUCCUCACCCUGAUGACGACCCCAUGGACUGUGUGGGUCACGGAACCCACGUGGCAGGAAUUCUCGCCGCGCAGCCUGGAACAAAUUCUUUUGGAGUCGUCGGUGCGGCCUACGAUGCAACAUUUGGCAUAUACAAAAUACAAGGUUGCGGUUCAGAGAUCGGCGAAGACGUCGUAAUCGCUGGUUUCAAUGCAGCGUUUGAGGAUGGCGCUGACAUCAUCACUGCCUCGUUGGGCGGCCCUGGAGGAUGGUCAGAGUCACCGUGGUCCGUGGUUGCAUCUCGCAUUGCCGCACAUGGCGUGCCCUGCACUAUGGCAGCCGGAAAUGACGGCGGGAGUGGCCUUUUCUUUCCGGAAGAGGCGGCUGAUGCCAAAAACGUCAUGAGUAUUGCGAUGUCGGAUAAUUCCGUCUUCCCCUACUUUGCACACACAUCUGGCUUCAGCAUCGACGGUACAAACUCGCAGGAAUUUGCUUAUAUUCCCAGUGGGAAUGCCAAAGAUACGGCGUUGUGGAACAUGACGAUGCCUCUUUAUGCGACAACUCUCAGGAAUGGAACUAUCGAUGAUCUCGCUUGCGAUCCACUCCCCCCGGACACUCCCGACUUGAGCAAGUACAUCGUCUUCAUCCGGAAGAACUCAACACACGACGAAUGCUCGCUAAACCAAGUUCUCCGCAACGUCCAUGCAAAAGGCGGUGUCUAUGUUCUCAUGGGAUUAUACGGGCCAGGUGCCCUUCCCGUAUGGCUUGAGUCUGGCGGCAAUGAAAACGGAAUCCUAGCUGGUGGGUGGGUCAGUAGAAACACCACUAGGAUUUUUCUCAAUGCUCUCCAAGCCGGGCAUAAUGUUACUCUCCAUAUGAAACCACCUUCCGAAACAUCCGCAGUCUACCUUGAGGACGAGAACUCAGAAUCCGCUGGAGCUGCCGAUGUUAUAACCUCCUGGGGACCUACCUGGCAGAUGGACAUGACGCCACAUUUCGGAGCGCCAGGUGGGUUUAUUAUCUCGACAUGGCUUAGCAAUAAGUUUGCAAUCGAAACUGGAACAUCUAUGGCCACGCCACUGGCGGCGGCCUGCGUUGCACUUAUUGGCCAGGUUCGCGGUACAUUCGACACGGUACUUCUACAUAACCUCCUUUCAGCCACAGCGAAGCCGCAGCUCUGGAAUCCUGGCAGGCAGUUUUUCAAGUUUCUCGCACCCGUGGCACAACAGGGCGCUGGCUUCAUCCAGGCCUACGACGCAGCUUUCGCGACAACGCUCCUUCAACCGUCAGGCCUGUCCUUCAAUGACACGGAUAACCGGCCGGAGUCGCUGUCUUUUGUUUUGUCUAACAAGGGUGAUACGGAAAUUAGAUACAACAUCUCUCACGUUCCCACGGUAUCAAUGUACACCCAUGUCAAAGACAGCAUGUGGUCCCCCGGUGGCUUCAAUGAAAUAGUUGAGACUUCCGCCACCCUUCACUUCUCGGACCAGGCUGUGACCCUGCCGCCAGGCCAUCGCAAAGUCAUUACAGUAUCGGCCAAACCACCACAAGGUCUUGACGAUAAACGUCUCCCCUAUUGGUCCGGCUACGUCGCCAUCAAUGGCACUGAUGGAGCAUCUUUGUCUCUGCCAUAUCAGGGUCUGUCAGGCUCGUUGCACGACGCCAGAAUCUUGAACGCCACCCGAGUAUUUGCUUGGCAUUCGACUGGGUUGAAUCCGAAAAAUGAUUUCGUGUUCGCCCCUCCUAACACCACAUUUACUCUUCCCAACCCGGGAACGGCAAACGAUACAGACUCACUCAUCUGUCCAGCGAUACAGCUUGCGAUGGGCACUCGUACGCUCAGGUGUGAUAUUGUCCCAUUGACGACUUGCCCGCCGAAGAACCUUACCAUGAACGACCCUCUCGGCAGUGGCAAGUUCAAGACAGUCGGCCAACCGGACCAGUUUCCCCUUCGUCUUGUAUCAGGCGAGGGUUUCUGUGUUCGUUGGGCGGGUCUCCUUGACAGUGGCGUAUACAUCCCCCCCGGGAAAUACAAGUUUGUGAUACGAGCACUACGGAUUUUUGGCGACCCAACCAAGUUGCAAGAUUGGGACAUGGAGGAGACGGCUCCCUUUUACAUCAAGUACAGAAAAUAG